AAAGUUCAAAUUAGCGCAACACUUAUACAUAUGUAUAAUAUAUUCCAGCUUUUUUUUUAACUAUUAAAUGUUAAUAGUGUUGUUAUGUAAUUUUCUAGAAAUGCUACACAUAUUUACCACCUUAUAUCCUGAUUUUAAUUUUACUGUCAUAUCCUGCCCAUUUAUUUCAACUUCACCCAAAACAAAAGCAUAUUCAUCAUUGAAUUCUAAAAGAAUAACGGCUAUCCCUCGUAUCAAAUGUUUUUCGUUUUCAACUGUUUAUUUGCCUUGUUGCUUCUCUUUUUUUUUUUCUAAUUCAGUUUAUGGCCAAAACUUAUUUAUACGUAAAGUCCAUCAAAAACGAAACAAAACUAAAUAAUCCCUGUUGGCCUUCUAGCGUGCCGCACCUCAAAAAAUCGGCUACUGUAUAGGUAUAUCAUGCAGUUAAAUUAAUAUUGUAUAAAUCUUUCUUGAUUGAUUCAUUAAUUCAACGGGUCCAAUUAGUGAAAAAUUCCGUCGACUUCCGUCAUUGCCAACAAAUUUCCACCCAACUCACUCACUUUUGCACGUAUGUAAAAAAAAGGUGCUGGGGAGCCACCAAAAAACCGAAACUCGACCAUAGAGGGGAUCCACAUGAAAAACCUCAUGUAACCCACUCAAACCAACCAAACACCUUUCAAUCCUUCGUCAUCAUUGUUGCCGGCUCUCCAAGAUGACAUUAACGAAACUGCUCCUAGCCGUUAUUUUCGUUGUUUUGUCGUCAUGCCUUGCCUCCUCAUCAGAGAGCGGUCCUAGAGAGAAAAGGUUCUCUAUUACGGUGGCCGACACAAAUCCGGAAAAAGCCCGGGAAAUUGAGGAACAGUCGGGAACAUCGCGAAGGCGAAAAGUCCGUCAGUUCGCAGGUCGUUUCAAUACCCCUCCCCUCCUCACCAAAUCACCUCAUCUACCGUCAAUCCCGGGUUUCCAGAACAUUGGAUUCCCCAAAAUCGACGUAAACGCUGUUCCUGGGGGCCACUUGUCCGAAGCGCAGGCUGAAAUAGCCAAUGUGGCUUCAUCCGCUGUUUCUUCUGCUCAGGCCUCGGCCUCUUCUUCGGCUUCGUCAGUAUCUCAAUCUUCAGCUUCGACUGUUGGUGGUGAAAACUUCGUCGAACGAUUGACGAAACCCAUUGGGGAACUAGAGCAGUUUUUAGCGCAAGAAUUUGACUCUUUCAGGACGCAAUUUAACAAAGUUUAUGCGACCGCCGAAGAAGCCUUGUUCAGGAAAGAGAUCUUCAUCGAAAACAAGAAGAAAAUUAUGAAAUUCAACGACGAGUACGGGGUGGGACGAUCGCCGUUUGUUUUGAAAGUCAACGAGUACGCGGACCUUCUGACGCACGAGUUCAAUCAGUUGUUGAACGGUUUCAAUCGCGAAAAUCGAAAUAAAACAAAAGAAGUCAAUCACGGAUCGUCCUUCAUUCCCAGUGCAAAUGUUGCCCUGCCGAUAUCCGUCGAUUGGAGGGAAGCCGGAGCCGUGACUUCCGUGAAAAGUCAAGAAAAGUGUGGCGCAUGCUACGCAUUUAGUGCCACGGGGGCACUGGAGGGUCAAAUAUUUCGAAAAACUGGUCAACUCCGGGAACUCAGCAUCCAAAAUUUGAUAGACUGUACCAGAACGUAUGGAAACAGCGGGUGCAUUGGCGGUCUCAUGGACCCGGCUUUCGAGUACGUAAGGGACAAUCUGGGAAUAGAGGGUGAGAACACGUACCCCUUCGAGGCCACCGACACCCAACCGUGCCGAUACAAAAGAGAGGGAUACGCGGCUCAUGAUACAGGUACACCCAAAAACGAAACCGUCGCGAAAGACCUGAAUGUUGUUGCAAUGUCGAAUUACACUUUAUUUAAAAAUUGUUCGUCAGGGUACGUGGACCUGGACGAAGGGGACGAACGGGGAUUAGAAUCGGCGGUGGCCACAAUCGGGCCCGUUUCAGCGGCCAUCGAUGCCAGCCAAGAGUCUUUCCAGUUUUAUUCCGAUGGGGUGUAUUACGACCCGAAAUGUGAGAGUGCAGCCGAUAAAAUGAACCACGCCGUUUUGGUGGUCGGUUACGGGACAGAACCCGAUGGUAAACAGUACUGGUUAAUCAAAAAUUCGUACGGAACUGGAUGGGGCAUCGGCGGAUACAUGAAGAUCGCCAAGUAUGCCAACAACCACUGUGGUAUUGCCACUUACGCAAGCUACCCCUUAGUUUGAAUACGCAACUAUAAAGAACUGAACGAAAACAUUUCAAGAAAACCAAUUAACAGGACAUAAUGAGAAAUUAAGAACAGAACUGAUGUACAAUUUUUAAUAAAACUACUCCUGUACAACAUGAAA
Molecule: messenger RNA, 2326 nt
Organism: Agrilus planipennis (emerald ash borer)
Lineage: Eukaryota; Metazoa; Arthropoda; Insecta; Coleoptera; Buprestidae
Product: cathepsin L-like
Exons: 4
Coding region: 692-2203 (503 amino acids)
Biological process (GO): immune response
Cellular component (GO): lysosome
Molecular function (GO): cysteine-type endopeptidase activity
Source: RefSeq, a predicted model, not a curated record